Messenger RNA from Hibiscus syriacus, 965 nucleotides. RefSeq lists its product as uncharacterized. The transcript has a single exon. NCBI's taxonomy places the organism in Eukaryota, Viridiplantae, Streptophyta, Magnoliopsida, Malvales, Malvaceae. The record is from RefSeq and is a predicted model, not a curated record. The coding region runs from base 510 to 929 and encodes 139 amino acids.
UUUUUAACUUUUCUUUCAUCUGCUUGUUUUUGCUGCGUUUUAGAUCUCGUCUUUCAUUACUUCGUUUUCCUCCGCCACCAGCCAGCGACUCCACCGCUUUUCCGCCCUCCGUACACUCAGAUUCGAAACACACUCGUUCGGUUAUCCGGGUCCCUUGUUUUCAUCUCUAAAAUCAGUCUUUUAUUUCUUUAAUUAUUGUUCACUUUUUAUUUAUUUUAAAAAUUGUGAUUUAAUAACAGUUAUGGGUUUCGUUUUAAAAAAUGUAUAUUAUCUUGUUUUUCUAGGGUUUUAAAUUUGGGCAUUUUGGUGUUUUUCAUCGACUCAAGGGGCAAUUGAGACAUUUCACCUGUUUUGUGCUUUUUCGUUGCUUCUUAGUAAGGACGAUUUGACGGUUCUACCCAAAACGAGAAGUGAAGAGAGAAAACAAUCGGUUUUCUCACUUGACGAUUUUACCCCUUAGUAAACGAUGAUUUAACGGGAUUAACCCCUCUGCUUACGUGGCAUAAAAAAUGAGUUAUCACCCACAUAGAGGUCUGACAACCGGAAUCUCGAGAAAGCGUAAAGAGAUAGAACCGUUUUGUUCGCUUAAACCGUCGAUUCCGGUCCAAUCAUCGGUCCAUACAGGUCCAAAUCCCCAGUCCUCUCCUAAUUGUUCGAACCGGCUUUUAGCAGGCUACAUGGCACAUGAGUACUUGACGAGGGGAACCUUAUUGGGUCAGAAAUUCGAUCCGGCUCGAUCAGAGGCAGUUCCGGUCUCGAUCGGUUCGCUGAGUGGAUCGAUAAAAUCAGUUACGCAGGAAACCGAACCGAAGAAUCUCAAGAAAGAGACCCAAAGCUACGAUGACGUGGCGAUAAUCUUGAAGGACGAUGGGACCCACAUUCCGGGAAUCGUUAACCCUACACAAUUGUCAAGGUGGGUAAAGAUGUGAAGAUUCACGAUGACGUGGAAACAAGUGAUUGGUUGU